Rhodamnia argentea is the source of this 760-nucleotide messenger RNA. RefSeq lists its product as uncharacterized. The transcript has 2 exons. The record is from RefSeq and is a predicted model, not a curated record. NCBI's taxonomy places the organism in Eukaryota, Viridiplantae, Streptophyta, Magnoliopsida, Myrtales, Myrtaceae. Bases 199 to 606 code for a protein of 135 amino acids.
GCCAAUGAUUGACCAAGAAGGCCUACCAGUCUACCACCCAUGAAUCUAUAAAGAAACUAUAAAAGUAGUCCCCAUGCCCUAUCCGUUCUGUCUAACCAUCGAGCAUUUGCCAAGCUGCAGCACGCAACACCUUCUACUUUUCUCCCUCCCUCCCUCUGCCUUUACUCCCUUUAGCUCCCUCCCUUUCCGCAUCUCGCCAUGGCUUCUGUCGAGAGCUUCGCCCACGGAAGUGAACCCGGCGAGGAAGCCACCGAGCUCGAGAUACCAGAAGUCGAUGGGGCGCUCCUCCGAGAAAUACUCGAGGAGCUCGACAAGGACAACAUAGCCAUGGGCAGUGGCAAUGGCGGCGGCAGGGGGGAGUACGUCGUGCAGCCACUGGAGGUUCACCAUCACCCUAACCCCGUCGCGGACGCCCCGAGCUCCGAGCAGGAACGCGUCCUGGCCCAAGACCUGGAUUGGCUCGAGGACCUGGUGCUACCAGGUGACGAAGUGAAGAUGGGUUGGUAUGGGGAUGAGAUGGUGGGGGCCAUGGAGUUUCACUAUGUUGUGGAAGAUGGUAAUUGGGAGUUCUACGAUAGGAUUGCCUCUGAGGACAUGGGAUUCUAGGAAUGUUGUUGUGGGGAUUAAAACUCAUGCCAAAAGUUCUAUCGUCUCUCCCCUUUUUCCAUGAUGUUGCCCGACUCGUCAUGCCUGGCUUAGCCUAAGUGUGGCGAUUCCAGUUAUUCUCCUCCAAUUAUCUUUUGACCCCGUUUCUUUGUUA